Molecule: messenger RNA, 530 nt
Organism: Staurois parvus
Lineage: Eukaryota; Metazoa; Chordata; Amphibia; Anura; Ranidae
Source: the annotation of a GenBank genome assembly
UUAGAGGAGAAAAACAAGAAAAAAAAAUAUUCUAAACCAAUGGACUACAGACAUAGUACAGGAAAUAACCAGAGACUACAGACAUAGUACAGGAGAUGACCAGAGACUUUGGACAUAGUACAGGAGAUGACCAGAGACUGCAGACAUACUACAGGAGAUGACCAGGGACUGCAGACUACAGGAGAUGACCAGAGACUGCAGACACAGUACAGGAGAUGACCAGAGACUGCGGACACAGUACAGGAGAUGACCAGAGACUGCAGACACAGUACAGGACAUGGCCAGAGACUGCAGACACAGUACAGGACAUGGCCAGAGACUGCAGACACAGUACAGGACAUGGCCAGAGACUGCAGACACAGUACAGGACAUGGCCAGAGACUGCAGACACAGUACAGGACAUGGCCAGAGACUGCAGACACAGUACAGGGGAUGACCAGAGACUGCGGACACAGUACAGGGGAUGACCAGAGACUGUGGACACAGUACAGGGGAUGACCAGAGACUGCAGACAGUACAGGGGAUGACCA